CUGCUCCGACGGACACCUGUAAGCACGCAGACUCCCCGCCGAGCCGGACGCACGGUGUAUGGGAAAGUUCUCCGAAAUCGCCGCAGAUCCUGAAGGAUCCCGAGACGCACUGUUUUCCGCCGAUCUUAACGGGAGUGGUGCCUGGUGUCUCUCACACGCGUGUUUCCACGUGCGGUUUUUUUCUCUCGUUCUCGUGAAUCGUCAUUGGCGCGCACCGCGCGAUUCGUAGGGAUGUCUUGUAUCCGAGGGGGAUUUUUAAAAAACGUCAUUGUUCCCCGAAAUAUCGUUUGCUUUAAUUAACCGAUUCAAAACCGAAUCCAUUUUUGUCGCGAAACUAUUUCGGAAAAACUGAUGAGGCUGGUAAUCGAAUACGAAUACUAAAUAUGUAACGACGUCGAUAGAGAAUCGACGAUUUUGAAGUGGAUGUAUUACCGAGGAGAUAAAGAGAAUUUUCUUAAAAUGCGGUUAAAGGCGGUUUAAAUCUUCGCCUUUUCCGAAAAUACCUUUACGAAAAAGGGAAAGUAUCGCGACUUUCCGAUAGCACCCGUGACUUGCGAUGAAGACAUCUCGAAUCAUCUUCGCAAAGCGAGUCGCGUUGCAUCGAGGGAUGAUGAGCGCUAUUUAAAAAAGUGCGCAUACAAAAUCAUAAUAUUCCCGGAACGAAGAGCGACGAUGUCAACCUGUUAGAAUGCGAAACGAAGAAAGAUGCGGUUAAAGAAGCGAAGCGGUGCCAAGCUUUGGUUUCUACUGUUCAUAUUGCUGCUGGUCCAAGAUGGCAGAUGUAUAAAAUGGCUUGGUCUUGGUCGCACCGGCGACACGCAUACAUGGACCAGAGAGGCAUGCACCAGCGCGAAGAGUGCGGGCCUGCUGGAGAGGAAACAGGCGAGGGCUUGCAGAGCGACACCGGAUGUGAUGCCUGGUUUAGUGCAAGCCGCCAAAGACACGUCGACGGUGUGCCAACAGGCGUUUCGACAUCGCAGGUGGAAUUGUAGCAGCAUCGAGCGCGCACCCGACUAUACUCCUGAAUUGCUUACAGGAACGAGAGAGCAAGCCUUCGUCUACGCGAUGUCAGCCGCCGCCGCGGUUUGGCGACUCGCGCGGGGGUGUGCUUUGGGAAGCUUGGCGGCCUGUUCCUGCGCGACUCCACCGCGAAGAGAGCCACCCUCCCCAUCCGCGCUUAUCUCGCCCUCGUCCUUCACCACUAUGUCCGUCUCUUUCGACACGCUGUCCGCGAGGAACUCCUUCAAGUGGGGCGGUUGCGGGGAUGACGUAAGAUCCGCUUCGAGGAUGGCAAAGCGGUUUCUUCAAGGUGCCACCCCGCCCGGUACCGGCGCGACCUCCAAGUUCAUGCACGCGGUCAAUAUGCACAAUAACAGGGCGGGUCGGAGGGCGGUCGAGCAAUCCUUGACUUUGGAGUGCAAGUGCCAUGGGGUAUCGGGAUCCUGCAGUGUGCGUACCUGCUGGCGCGGCCUCGGUGCAUCGGGACCAUCCGCCGCCGGAAGUCGAUUGCUACGCAGAUACGCCACCGCGGCCGAAGUCAGGCCGAGAUCCGGUGGCAGAUUGCCACCCCUAUAUCAUCACGACAAUCUGCUCUACACCACCAAGAGUCCGGACUACUGUCUGCCGGAUAAGAAGAGGGGCAGCCUCGGUACAAUUGGCAGGCAGUGUAACGGCAGCAGUUCCGGUUACGAGGGUUGCGAAUAUCUCUGCUGCGGUCGCGACCAUACGACCAGGACCGAAGAGAUCUUGGAGAGAUGCGACUGCAAGUACAUUAGCUGUUGCUACGUGAAGUGCAAGACGUGCCGGCGGAUUGUGAAGACAUACGAAUGCAAUUGAAGAGCCGGGACAAUUAGUAUUCAGGCGAUGCGACGGAGAAUGAUCUUGAUCUACUCGAAGAAGAAAACGCGCGCGCGCGCGCGCAAAUGCACCGCGUAUUAAACGUAGAAUUAAUUAAUUCUGCGAGAUGCGCGCGUGAAAAAUCGCGAAUCCCGCGAAAACGCGGAUAACGCGCCGAUAAUUAUUUAUUAGGCGAUAAAUUAUUUACCGUGAAUGUGUAUGACUCUCUUUCUCUCU
Pogonomyrmex barbatus (red harvester ant) is the source of this 2073-nucleotide messenger RNA. RefSeq names its product protein Wnt-11b-1. The record is from RefSeq and is a predicted model, not a curated record. Gene Ontology annotation, molecular function: cytokine activity; frizzled binding. Gene Ontology annotation, cellular component: extracellular region. NCBI's taxonomy places the organism in Eukaryota, Metazoa, Arthropoda, Insecta, Hymenoptera, Formicidae. Gene Ontology annotation, biological process: multicellular organism development; cell fate commitment; neuron differentiation.